Raphanus sativus (radish) is the source of this 1964-nucleotide messenger RNA. Its product is annotated as alkane hydroxylase MAH1-like. Gene Ontology annotation, molecular function: monooxygenase activity; heme binding; iron ion binding. The record is from RefSeq and is a predicted model, not a curated record. The transcript has a single exon. NCBI's taxonomy places the organism in Eukaryota, Viridiplantae, Streptophyta, Magnoliopsida, Brassicales, Brassicaceae. The coding region runs from base 134 to 1780 and encodes 548 amino acids.
AGCUUUUGUGCUAGGGGUUGGGUCGUCAUAAUCUCUGACCUAGAGAAGAGUAGAUUAUAUUUUAUAUGUUUUGAUCACGGUGACUAGGCAAAUCGUGAGACCCACAUAAUACAGUUAAACUGUGCCGGGGAUAAUGGUAUUAUUCACCGAACCAUUAUUUUUGCUUUGUAACGUGUAUAUAAAUCAAGUGUCUUGUGCACUCAAAGAACCCAUCACAACACUUUUUAUCUUUGUAAUCAAUCAAACUUCUUAUCUCAUGGCUUCAAUAAGCUUAACUGAAGUUAUCAUGGCCAUCAUCUUUUGCUUUAUCUUUCUCCAUUGCUUGCUUUUCAAGAAACACCAUAACCGUUUCCUUAGAAACUGGCCGGUUCUCGGGAUGCUUCCAGGUCUCCUAGUGGAGCUUUACCGUAUCUACGACUUCACCGUGGAGCUUCUUGAAAGCACCAACUUAACAUUUCUAUUCAAGGGACCGUGGUUUUCUGGAAUGGACAUGUUGGUCACGGUAGAUCCAACUAACAUUCACUACAUGCUAAGUUCAAACUUCCACAAUUACACAAAGGGUACUGACUUCAAACAAGUCUUCGAUGCUUUCGGAGAUUCCAUACUCACAACGGAGUCAGAAGCAUGGAAGAAUCUGAGGAAAGCUUCUCAGGUCAUGAUAAACCAUCAUGGCUUUCAAAAGCUGUCGGUGAGUACCACGAUGAGUAAACUCAAGGACGGGCUUGUUCCUCUUCUUGACCGCUUUGCAGAGGAAGGCACAACUGUGGACUUGCAAGACGUGUUCGGGAGGUUCAUGUUCGACACGACCUUAGUUACAGUAACUGGUUGUGAUGAUCCUCGAUCUCUCUCCUUUGAGAUGCCAGAGGUUGAAAGCGCUAAAGCUCUUCACGAUAUAGGAGAAGGGAUCUUGUAUAGGCAUGUCAAGCCUAGGCUCUUGUGGAAGCUACAAAACUGGAUUGGAGUCGGAACAGAGAAGAAGAUGGUAGAAGCUGGUGCCACUUUUGAUCGUGUGUGCGAAAAAUACAUAUCAGCCAAGAGAGAAGAGAUAGCAAGAUGGAAAGGGAAUAAUAAAAGCGAAGAUAUUCUGACAUCUCACUUGAAGCUUGAUGCAACCAAGUACAAGCUCUCGAGCUCUAUUGAUGAUAAGUUCCUAAGAGACACUAUCCUAACGUUCAUUCUAGCUGGGAGAGAUACUAUUGCUUCAGUUCUCACUUGGUUCUUCUGGCUUUUGUCCGAAAAUCCUUACGUGUUGAACAAGAUUCGCCAAGAGAUGGACACAAAUCUACCACCAAGUACAAGUAGUAGUGAUUAUGAUCCAACGGAGCAGCUUAACAAGCUUGUGUAUUUACACGCAGCGUUGUGUGAAACAAUGAGGCUUUAUCCACCGGUUCCUAUCGAGCGUGUGUCUCCCGUACGAUCAGAUGUGCUUCCAAGUGGGCAUAAAGUGGAAGCAAACUCGAAGAUUAUAAUCUUGAUUUAUGCGUUGGGUAGGAUGAAAGCCGUGUGGGGAGAAGAUGCAUCAGAGUUCAAGCCAGAAAGAUGGAUAACUGAGACCGGAGUGUUGAGACAUGAGCCUUCCUUCAAGUUCUUAGCUUUUAAUGCAGGGCCAAGAACAUGCCUUGGUAAGAAAAUAGCUAUGGUUCUUAUGAAGGCAGUGGUUGUGAAGAUAUUGCAGAACUUUGACGUUAAGGCUGCUGAAAGUCAGAAGAUCGAACCAGGCCCUCAUUUAAUUCUUAGCAUGAAGCAUGGCUUUAGGGUUUCAAUCAGUAAGAGAGCGUGAAGAAAUGUUCAAGGUUGUUUUUUUUUUCUGUUGCAAAAACAUAGCUUGAGAGUAUUAACAAGCUGUCUAAAAUUGAAUUUGAACUGUUGGGCAUUUUAGUUUUGUAAUGGGUUUAUUGUAUGCUCUAGUUUGUAAUAAGCUCUUUCGCGUUAAUUAAUUAAAUAUUGCAUCUUCAUUUUUUUCA